AUGCUUCCUCCAUUAAACCGCCAUAGGAGAUCUUCGAUCAUUCUUCGUUUGCAUGCUGCUAUGCCUGCUUCUGCUCUUCUUCUGGAUUGUCCUUUCGUUCCUUCCCUACAUGCCUCCGCUGAUACUGACAUUUUAAAAUUGUCUUGCCUUUGCUGGAUGCUUAUCCUCAUCGAGCAUAUUCUUCAUGUGAACGGUUAUAUUUUUAAAGGUCUUGUCAUUGCUGCUGAAUUCUUACACAUUAGUGUACUUCGAGGAAUAUUGAUGGACACCGAUACGAUACGAUUCGCGGAGCAACCAAUCAAUGGACAUCAAGAUCUCUAUUUGGACUCUAAACAUCUUGCAAGUCGACACAGUGCUGCUAUCCACUUUCUUAGCCGUCUAUGA
This is a messenger RNA of Cylindrotheca closterium, 384 nucleotides long. NCBI's taxonomy places the organism in Eukaryota, Bacillariophyta, Bacillariophyceae, Bacillariales, Bacillariaceae. The record is from the annotation of a GenBank genome assembly.